UCGGGCGGGAGCCCAGCGCCCCCGCGGCGGGUCGCAGCAGCAGCUCGGGCGGCGGCGGUCCCGGUCCCGGCAGCGCAGCUCGGCGGAGGCGCGGGCGCCACGAUGCCCAAGAGGAAGGUGAACGCGGCCGAGGGGGCGGCCAAGGAGGAGCCCAAGAGGAGAUCGGCCAGGCUGUCCGCUAAACCAGCGCCUGCCAAAGUCGAGGCGAAGCCCAAAAAGGCGGCUGCGAAGGAUAAAGCUUCAGACAAGAAAGUGCAAGCGAAGGGGAAGCGGGGAGCCAAAGGGAAGCAGGCGGACAUGGCCAACCAAGAGUCGAAGGAAGACCUGCCUGCGGAGAAUGGAGAGACCAAGCCCCAGGAGAGUCCCGCCUCUGACGCCGCAGGAGAGAGAAGCCACAUCUGAGCGACGCCGGGUCCCACAUGCACCAGUGCGCCUGUCUCCCUUCUUGUACAAUCCAGAGGAAUAUUUUUAUCAACUAUUUUGUAAAUGCAAGUUUUUUAGUAGCUCUAGAAACAUUUUUAAGAAGGAGGGAAUCCCGCCUCAUCCCAUUUUGUAAGUGUAAAUGCUUUUUUUUAGAGGUGAAAUUGUUUGCUGGUUGUUUAUUUUUGGGUACAACCAGAGAAUAGUGGGAUUAUGGGAGUCUUUGAAUGUGUGGGGUGUCAACAUUCCAUAGGUGGAGGGCAGUUUUUAUAUCUUAUGUCUACAAAGCACACAGAAUUGCGGUUUGGAGUCUCAGGCGUGCAUUAAGAGGUGUCAGCAUUUUCGGUUACUCUGUCCCUGUGCUGAGUUUGGUAGAAAUGUUUCCUCAAGAAAACCACUCCUUGCUCCUGGCUUUCCCUGUCAGAAUUUCACGAGUUCAGUGUCAUAUCAUUGGUCCUGGUGUCUAGUUUCCCUAGUAAUUUUGUUCCCGUGCUGUGCAAAAUAAAAGAAUUUGCGUUUGUAGUGUACACGAUGCUAAAUUGUGAAUUAGUAGGAAUUAUGAUGUAACAGCUGAACAUUCAUUUGAAGAUACUGGUACUUGAUAACCAGGUCAAAAAAAUUUGUUUCCAAAUUGUAAGGUGGAAAGUCAGUGGUCACUGGACACCACUUAGAAAGGAACCACAAUUCCCUUUUUCUGAUUCUUGGUACGUACAUUAAAAAUUGUAUACAAAUUGAAACGUCUGUGUACUGAUCCUCAAACCAACCAAUAAAAACUU
Sorex fumeus (smoky shrew) is the source of this 1196-nucleotide messenger RNA. It is a transcript of the gene HMGN1, whose product is annotated as high mobility group nucleosome binding domain 1. The transcript is spliced from 7 exons. Bases 103 to 402 code for a protein of 99 amino acids. Gene Ontology annotation, molecular function: nucleosomal DNA binding. Gene Ontology annotation, cellular component: chromatin; nucleus. NCBI's taxonomy places the organism in Eukaryota, Metazoa, Chordata, Mammalia, Eulipotyphla, Soricidae. The record is from RefSeq and is a predicted model, not a curated record. Gene Ontology annotation, biological process: chromatin organization.